AUGGCUCACAACAAAGUUACUAUCAUCGGAUCUGGUCCAGCUGCUCACACUGCUGCCAUCUAUUUAGCAAGAGCUGAAAUUCCACCAACCUUAUAUGAAGGUAUGUUUGCCAAUGGUAUUGCUGCUGGUGGUCAAUUGACUACCACUACUGAAAUUGAAAACUUCCCAGGUUUCCCAGAUGCUUUAACUGGUAGUGAAUUGGUUGAAAGAAUGAAACAACAAUCUACUAAAUUUGGUACUACCGUCAUUACUGAAACUAUUUCUAAAGUUGAUUUAUCUUCAAGACCAUUCAAGCUAUGGACAGAAUUCAAUGAAGAUGCCGAACCAAUUACUACUGAUGCUCUAAUUAUUGCAACUGGUGCCUCUGCAAAGAGAAUGCAUAUCCCAGGUGAAGAAACUUAUUGGCAAAAGGGUAUCUCAGCUUGUGCUGUUUGUGAUGGUGCUGUUCCAAUCUUUAGAAACAAACCAUUAGCUGUCAUUGGUGGUGGUGACUCUGCUUGUGAAGAAGCUGAAUUUUUAACCAAAUACGGUUCAAAAGUUUACCUAUUAGUUAGAAAAGAUCACUUAAGAGCUUCCACAAUCAUGCAAAGACGUGUUGAAAAGAAUGAAAAGAUCGAAAUCUUAUAUGACACUGUUGCUUUAGAAGCCCAAGGUGAUUCCAAAUUACUACAAUCUUUGAAGAUUAAAAACGUCAAGACUGAUACUGAAUCUGAAUUACCAGUUAACGGUUUGUUCUACGCUAUUGGUCAUACACCAGCAACUCAAAUUGUUAAGGGUCAAAUUGACCAAGAUGAAGUCGGUUAUAUUAAAACCAUCCCAGGUACUUCUGAAACUUCCGUUCCUGGUGUAUUUGCAGCUGGUGAUGUCCAAGAUUCUAGAUACAGACAAGCUAUCACUUCUGCAGCUUCUGGUUGUAAAGCAGGUCUUGACGCAGAAAAAUAUUUGGGUUCAUUGGAAGAAUAA
Vanderwaltozyma polyspora DSM 70294 is the source of this 963-nucleotide messenger RNA. Its product is annotated as thioredoxin-disulfide reductase. Gene Ontology annotation, cellular component: cytoplasm. Gene Ontology annotation, molecular function: thioredoxin-disulfide reductase (NADPH) activity. The transcript has a single exon. Gene Ontology annotation, biological process: removal of superoxide radicals. The record is from RefSeq and is a predicted model, not a curated record. Bases 1 to 963 code for a protein of 320 amino acids. NCBI's taxonomy places the organism in Eukaryota, Fungi, Ascomycota, Saccharomycetes, Saccharomycetales, Saccharomycetaceae.